AUGACACACCCAGCCAAACGUCAGAGACAGCGAAUCUCGUUGGUGUGUGCUUAUUGCAAGAGAAGAAAGAUCAAAUGCGAUAGGGAAAGGCCGUCGUGUGCAACGUGUAAGAGACUAGGGAUUGGGUGCCAUUACAAUGACACCUCACACUGGGUCCAUAGCACGCCCGUGGUGGAUGGUGAGUGUGUGGAUAUUGGCCGUGAAGCUGCGGACUUUGGUGAACAGCAGCAGCAUCAACAGACACAGCAACAGCAGCAGGUACCACAGCAAGCAUCACAGCAGCAACAGGCACUGUCGUACUCUACUAAGACCCCCACGGAAACGGUGCAGGACCAGUCUCUUGUGGAGUCCCUAAGGGAAGAAGUGGAACAGUUGAAGUCCAUGUUGACGGACAAGAAAGCGGCAGAUGAUGAUGAGGAUAUACGGAUCAACUACUUCUCACAGUACAACUCCCUGUCGUUGAAGAGGUCCUCCCAUGAAGACCACAAACCUCUCUGUCCGGUCACACUGCACAAGCGAGACCACUACGUUGCCUUCUUCGUGUGCUAUCUAUUCCUGGCGUUCAAGAUCUCGUCCGAUAAGAGAGAAUACCCUCACAUGUCGAAAUGGAUCAAGCUGCUGGACCUGGAACAUGACGACAAGCAACUCAAGGAAUUCGUCAACGAUAUAGUCCGUGAUAGGCCCAUGGUGAAGACACUGCACGUGAUGGGCACGUCCUUGGAUAAGGAGUCCUUGGUGGAGGAGAUCGUGAGCAUAUUGCCUGAUUUCAACGUGACACACUGCUAUCUGAAGGUGUUUCUGCAGAACUUAUGGAUCUAUAGGCCAUUUCUUGACAGAGAUACGUUCCUGCUGACCAUUAACAGAAUCAUCGUCAAGGAUGAAAGAUCUCCAAAGAGGCUCAGGCUCGUCCUGACAGAACGAGACGAUAUUGCCGUGAUGUCGAUGUUCAUCAUCCUGCUGAGGUAUACCUAUGUCUUUGUGAAGGUUAUGGAUGCAGACAAGAUCACAGAUGAAGACUACCUGACCAUUCUACAACACCCGACCGGUGCGAUGGUGCUGGCAACUGCGUAUAGAUGUCUAUCUGAAUAUAACAUCUUUAGAAAAAGCACAUUGACAACAUUACAGGCCCUGGUGUAUCUCAAGUGUUACUAUAGGGAUUCGCCAGAGGACUGUGAUGGGAUGGGCUUGUUCAAGUCGCAGAAUCUGUUUGGAGUGAUACUACAAUCAGCGUUACAGAUGGGGCUGAACAGAGAUCCUUCCUUCUUCAACCAAAUCAGAGAUAACGUUGCUGAGUGUAAUCUGAGAAGAUGUAUAUGGCACCAUCUGACAGCCAUUGAUGCGUAUACCUGUGUUGUGUCUGGCUCACUGCCAAUAGUCCCAGACCAAUCGUUUGUCGAUGUCCAGUUCCCACUGAUGGACUCGAUUGACGAGCUGGCUCACUUCCAAAGAGAUAUGAUCAUCAGAGCUACAACGAUACAUAGAUUGUACCUCAAGAUCUCCAAGUGUGUGAACAAUGUCAAGGAAUUCACCAGUUUGAACGAGCUGACGAGGCUACUCCAGGAGUCCAGAGAAUAUGCCGAUUCUGCCCUGAGCAUUGAGUCCAUGGUGGUGCUAACCUCGUCUAAUGAGAAAUACGGCAAGAGACUGAACGGCUAUUGUCUAACUAUACAACUGAUACAGGCGAUGGUGGAGGCACAGGUAUCGUUCCUCACUGGACUGCACUUUGAGUCCAAUAGGUAUGUCGAUAUACCAAGGUAUUUGAAAUACUGUACUUUGACAAUUGGAUCCAUCUGUAAAGUGGUGGACUUGUCAUGUGCCUAUCUCACGGGCGAAUUCGACGACAGAGUACCACAGGAGUGCAAUUUUGAAACAAUGCCAGUGAUUAUAAGUGGGUUUGAAAGAGCACUGAUUACCUGUAUUGCCAUGCUUUUACGGUUCUACCAACUCAGAGAGGUUCUUACGUCAAAGAAUGGGACAAAUGGGUUAACAGUUGACUAUGUCGAUUGCCAGAUUAACAGGGUGAUCGUGGUGUUUGACCUGAUCCUUGACUUGGUGAAGAACAAGCUGGCAACCAAGUACUACUCCGCACUGAAGUUCCUGUCCUUCUUCAAAUACGCAGGCAUCAUCUUGAGAACUCAUAAGUUCAAUGCCAUGCUCAAGAUUGUCCGAUUCCUGGAGUCUAACGAGAAAGAUGGGUUGGAUGGUGAUGUCAAGAUCUCACAGUCCAAGAGAGAGGACAUCAGAAAGGGGUUCCAGAGGGUUCAUUCCCUGAUCAAUCAGAAUACAGAAUGGAUGCAAGUGUCGAGUUUCGGCAAACGAUCAAGCAGCACAAAGGAAAAGGACACUGUUCACAUUGUCAAUUUUAACAAUUCUAACCUCAUGUUGGAUAUGAACAAGGAUCAAUUCCAGUAUAUAUGUGAUGCGUUUAUACAGUUCAAGUACUCCUCCUAUCUAAAGGAGAAAGUGGCCAACGGCGAGGUCGAUAGCAUGGCUCAUAUGACAGCUCCGGUUGUACCAACAGAGGAUGAAGUUGAGAGACUGGUUGUCAGUAACGAUUCUGGUGACCUGAUUGAUCCCUUUAACCAAUUGGAGCUAUUUCUCAUGGAUGAUGACCUCUUUGACCAAAUGAUGGGCGAAUACCAGAGUUGA
Messenger RNA from Williopsis jadinii, 2649 nucleotides. RefSeq lists its product as uncharacterized. The coding region runs from base 1 to 2649 and encodes 882 amino acids. The transcript is spliced from 2 exons. Gene Ontology annotation, molecular function: RNA polymerase II cis-regulatory region sequence-specific DNA binding; zinc ion binding; DNA-binding transcription activator activity, RNA polymerase II-specific. The record is from RefSeq and is a predicted model, not a curated record. NCBI's taxonomy places the organism in Eukaryota, Fungi, Ascomycota, Saccharomycetes, Phaffomycetales, Wickerhamomycetaceae. Gene Ontology annotation, biological process: regulation of transcription by RNA polymerase II; DNA-templated transcription. Gene Ontology annotation, cellular component: nucleus.